Messenger RNA from Erpetoichthys calabaricus (reedfish), 9371 nucleotides. It is a transcript of the gene pik3ca, whose product is annotated as phosphatidylinositol-4,5-bisphosphate 3-kinase, catalytic subunit alpha. Bases 920 to 4126 code for a protein of 1068 amino acids. Gene Ontology annotation, cellular component: phosphatidylinositol 3-kinase complex, class IA; phosphatidylinositol 3-kinase complex, class IB; cytoplasm. The transcript is spliced from 21 exons. Lineage: Eukaryota; Metazoa; Chordata; Cladistia; Polypteriformes; Polypteridae. Gene Ontology annotation, biological process: phosphatidylinositol-3-phosphate biosynthetic process; phosphatidylinositol 3-kinase/protein kinase B signal transduction; phosphatidylinositol-mediated signaling. Gene Ontology annotation, molecular function: 1-phosphatidylinositol-3-kinase activity; 1-phosphatidylinositol-4-phosphate 3-kinase activity. The record is from RefSeq and is a predicted model, not a curated record.
AGCUGCUAUCGACAAGUUGUGAAAAUGUAACUGAAAAUCACAUUUUACAAAAUACUAAUCAAUAUACCCAGCCGCAGCACUUCAGGAUGUGGAACAUACCAGACAAUGCACCCUGCUCUGCCACCUUACACGACGAAAUGACAAGGGUGAUCCUUAGACUCUUGGCUUCUUAAUCAGAUCCGCGGUUUAGCCCACCACCCGUCGCUUUGUUCGAUUUUAAUUGUUAUUUUUUGAGGAAGAGGGGUUGAGUAAUCGGCGUGUGUUCUGGCGCUCUAUUUGGUUAACAGAGGUGGUGGUACGAUCCUCCAAAACUUUGGGAAUGACGGAAAAGAGUGGGGGAGGAAGAGGGAGGAGAGAAACUAAUAGAAACUGGAGGAUCUCGUAGAGGCGAAGUGGAGGUCGCGCGAUAUUGCCUUUAGAGGGGUGGAAAUUACAAAAAAAUAUAUAGAACAUCUCAGCGUGGUGCUAUUUAUGUACAUGAGUUACUAUCAUUUGUUUUCUUUUUCUUGUUUGUAAUAUUUUUAUUUGCGGCUUUUCGAGACCAUACAUGUUUUUCAAUAGAAGGCAACUGAUACGGCUUGAAAAAAACAUUUUCAUGUUGGUGUGUAAGAUGCUGGUUAUAUUAAAAUCAUUCUGAUGGAGGAUAUUAGCUGAUAUUAGUGUAUUUCGUCCUACUUGCUGUCUUUGAAUUGGCACGCAGACGACAAGGGGCAAAAAAGAAGAAAAAGUGAGGGGCGCGAGUUGCGGUUGCUAUGGAGAAGCUGCAGCUCGUAGGCCGAACGCAGGCCUAAGCCUCGGACUGGAGUGAUCAGGAGCAGCCGGGAAAAAGAGAAAAGCAGCUGGAGUCCAUUGGAACAAAAUACCUCGGAACCUUUUCACUGAAGACCAGUGAUCUAAAAGUGGGAAGGAAAGUUGAACAAUGCCUCCAAGACCAUCUUCUGGUGAAUUAUGGGGCAUUCAUUUGAUGCCCCCUAGGAUCUUGGUGGACUGUCUUCUACCUAAUGGAAUGAUAUUGACUUUAGAGUGCCUCCGUGAGGCCACACUGAUUACUAUUAAGCAUGAACUUUUCAAGGAAGCUAGGAAAUAUCCUCUGUAUCAUCUUCUGCAAGAUGAAAGUUCAUACAUUUUUGUCAGUGUUACACAGGAAGCAGAACGGGAGGAAUUUUUCGAUGAAACAAGGCGGCUAUGUGAUCUUAGACUUUUUCAGGCUUUUUUAAAAGUUAUUGAACCUGUUGGUAACAGGGAAGAAAAGAUUCUUAAUAGGGAAAUAGGCUUUGCUAUUGGUAUGCCUGUUUGUGAGUUUGAUCUUGUAAAAGAUCCAGAAGUACAAGAUUUCAGAAGAAAUAUACUAAAUGUUUGUAAGGAAGCAGUGGACCUCAGAGAUGCAAAUGGACCUCAUAGUCGAGCAUUAUAUGUAUAUCCUCCAAAUGUUGAAUCCUGUCCUGAACUUCCAAAGCACAUUUCCAGUAAACUUGACAAAGGGCAAAUAAUUGUUGUAAUCUGGGUGAUAGUUUCCCCAAAUAACGAUAAACAGAAGUACACUCUAAAAAUAAAUCAUGACUGUGUACCAGAGCAGGUAAUAGCUGAAGCUAUCAGAAAAAAAACAAGAAGCAUGCUGCUUUCUCCUGAGCAGCUGAAAAUGUGUGUACAGGAAUACCAGGGAAAAUAUAUUCUGAAGGUGUGUGGCUGUGAUGAGUAUUUGCUGGAGAAAUACCCACUAAGUCAAUACAAGUAUGUAAGAAGCUGUAUAAUGCUGGGACGCAUGCCAAAUCUAAUGCUAAUGGCCAAGGAGAGUUUGUAUUCACAGUUGCCAACAGACAAUUUUACCAUGCCAUCUUAUGCACGGCGAAUUUCAACUGCCACACCUUAUAUGAAUGGAGAAGCCUCUAGUAAAUCCUUGUGGUCUGUUACUGACACCUUAAAGAUAAAGAUUUUGUGUGCAACUUACGUUAAUGUCAACAUUCGUGAUAUUGACAAGAUAUAUGUGCGAACCGGCAUAUAUCAUGGAGGGGAACAACUAUGUGACAAUGUCAACACUCAGCGGGUGCCAUGUUCCAAUCCAAGGUGGAAUGAGUGGCUGACAUAUGAUAUGUUCAUUCCUGAUCUUCCUCGUGCAGCCCGUCUCUGUUUGUCCAUCUGCUCUGUCAAAGGGAGAAAGGGUGCCAAAGAGGAGCACUGCCCUUUGGCCUGGGGAAAUAUAAAUUUGUUUGACUAUACACACACCCUUGUUUCUGGAAAAAUGGCUCUAAAUUUAUGGUCUGUUCCUCAUGGACUGGAAGACUUACUAAACCCUAUAGGAGUUACUGGUUCAAAUCCAAAUAAGGAAACGCCUUGUUUAGAAAUAGAGUUUGACAAUUUUAGUAGUCUUCUGAAGUUUCCUGAUAUGUCAGCUAUCGAGGAACAUGCCACUUGGACCAUGUCCCGAGAUUUGGGUAUUAAUUACUUUCAGUCUGGCUUGAGUAACCGACUGGUAAGAGAUAAUGACUUGACAGAAAAUGACCUUGAACAGUUUCGCCUGUUGUGUAACCGAGACCCACUUUCUGAAAUCACUGAGCAAGAGAAAGACUUUUUAUGGCGAAACAGAGAUUACUGUGUGAAUAUUCCUGAAAUUCUUCCUAAGAUGUUGCUUGCUGUGAAGUGGAACUCCAGAGAUGAAGUGGCGCAAAUGUAUUGUCUUUUGAAAGAUUGGCCACCUAUUAAGCCUGAGCAGGCAAUGGAAUUGUUGGACUGUAACUACCCAGAUCCAAUGAUACGUGAUUUUGCUGUAAGGUGUCUUGAGAAAUAUUUAACAGAUGAUAAACUUUCUCAGUAUCUUAUUCAGCUUGUGCAGGUCCUUAAAUAUGAGCAGUAUUUAGAUAACCCAUUGGUGAGAUUUUUGCUGAAGAAAGCCUUGACUAAUCAAAGAAUAGGACAUUUCUUUUUUUGGCAUCUGAAGUCAGAAAUGCACAACAAAACUGUCAGUCAGCGUUUUGGCUUGUUAUUGGAGUCCUACUGUAGAGCGUGCGGGAUGUAUCUCAAACAUCUAAGCCGACAAGUUGAAGCCAUGGAGAAGUUAAUUAACCUCACUGACAUACUUAAACAGGAAAAAAAAGAUGAAGCACAAAAGGUACAGAUGAAGUUUCUUGUAGAACAAAUGAGAAGACCAGAUUAUAUGGAUGCCUUGCAAAAUUUUACUUCUCCACUUAAUCCAGCACAUCAGUUGGGGAGUCUAAGGCUUGAAGAAUGUAGGAUAAUGUCAUCUGCAAAAAGGCCCCUGUGGUUGAAUUGGGAGAAUCCAGAUAUUAUGUCUGAGCUCCUUUUUCAAAAUAAUGAGAUCAUCUUUAAACAUGGAGAUGAUCUGAGGCAAGAUAUGCUUACUCUUCAAAUCAUAAGAAUAAUGGAGAAUAUUUGGCAGAACCAGGGCCUUGAUUUGAGAAUGCUUCCAUAUGGCUGUUUAUCAAUUGGAGAUUGUGUGGGGCUUAUUGAAGUUGUACGAAGCUCGUACACUAUGAUGCACAUUCAGUGUAAAGGAGGACUCAAAGGAGCUUUACAGUUUAAUAGCCAUACAUUACAUCAGUGGCUUAAAGACAAGAACAAAGGGGAAAUGUAUGAUGCUGCCAUAGACCUUUUUACACGUUCCUGUGCUGGUUAUUGUGUAGCCACGUUUAUCCUUGGAAUUGGAGAUAGACACAAUAGCAACAUCAUGGUAAAGGAUGAUGGACAGUUGUUUCAUAUAGAUUUUGGUCAUUUUUUGGACCAUAAGAAGAAGAAGUUUGGCUACAAGCGUGAACGUGUACCAUUUGUCUUAACUCAGGACUUCUUAAUUGUCAUAAGUAAAGGAGCCCAAGAAUGCACAAAAACAAGAGAGUUUGAAAGGUUUCAAGAAAUGUGCUAUAAAGCUUAUUUAGCAAUUCGACAGCAUGCCAAUCUUUUCAUAAACCUCUUUUCUAUGAUGCUAGGUUCAGGGAUGCCAGAGUUACAGUCUUUUGAUGACAUUGCUUAUAUUAGGAAGACAUUGGCAUUAGAUAAAACAGAACAGGAAGCCCUGGACUAUUUUAUGAAACAGAUGAAUGAUGCUCACCAUGGUGGAUGGACAACAAAAAUGGACUGGAUUUUUCAUACAAUACGACAACAUACAAUGACCUAAAAUACAUUAGUACAAUAGAAGUGACUAAAUGGAAAGGCCAUGUUGUGCAAUGUUGCACGUAACUUCUGAACCACAGAAUGGACAAAGAAAUAUCUAGCAAGCACCUUCACAGCACUGAAAAAUCGAGAUAGACUGGGAGAACAUACUGCCCUCAUCCUGGACAAAGCAGAAGCAGGACUUAACAGUAGUGUUGAAGGCUUCACUAGUUAGUGAUGCCUUUUGCACUUAUGUUUUUGCUUUUAAAUUUCCAUCUGUAAGACACUGGGUUAGUAAGUAUAUUCCUUGGUUUAUGUAUUUGGAAAGCUUCUUGCCACGUGUGGUUGGAGGCAGAAAGGUUCUCCUUUACAUCAUGCAAUACAAAGUGUUGCAUUUUGAUUUAUUUAUGAAAUAUAUUUUUAUUUGUUUUAUGAGAACCCCAUGGGUUCUCUUGCUUUAUUUUUUAUGUUGGAAGGGCUUAAACUAUUUUUAAUCCAUAAAAAAAUGCAGCUAAAAUGGCGUAGUCCCUACAACUGCACUGUUAGUUCUUUAUUGAUUGGUUUAGUACAAUAAUAAGGUCAUGCGUAUUUUACUCCCUGUUGACAUUUACAUGCUGCAUUAAUGGUUGCACAGAUUUUUAUAUGUAUGAAACCUAUAAAAUAUCCCAGCAUUUGGUUUGCUUUAAUGCUAAACAAAUUCUGGUUGCUUAUGAUUUACAAUUACAGACCUGUAUUUCUUGGUUUGAUACACAAUUCUCAGACCGUAUCUGUCAUGUGGGUGGUCUUCAGCAGUGUGGGUAAUCUGUUGUAGUUACUGAAAUAAUGACACAGUCCAUUACAUCCUUUCCUUUUCCAUUUGUCUGCGGUGUUGCAUUGUAAAUUUGAAGCUGAUAAUUUAUUAAAUCACCAAUAACAAAGUAUUUUUAAGACCCUUUUAGAAAAUGAACGUUUUACUGUAGGCAAAGUGAUACACAUCAGUAUUGAAGAAACUUUUUAUGCAAAUAUAAUCCACAAUACACUAAUGUGUUGUUAUUCUAUACAUUGGCACUUAUUUCAAAUAUUUCUGUAGUCCUGCAAAUAGAAGUCGAUUCAAUGCCCUUCUUUUAAUUAAAAUGAUGCAGAAUAUUUAGCAUUGAGUUAUUAUCAUGAAUAUUUUGAGGUAUGACCCUUAUAGUCUCAUUUCAAAGUAAGAUCAUUUUUGUGUAAAUUGCAUAACACACUCAUAGUGAUAUUGUUCUAACAGUUUUACAUAUUUUUCAUUUGGCACGGUUUGUUUUGACAGCUGCUGUUUACCUAAAAUUUCUGUCCUCUUUUCUAAAAAAGCUAAGUACAGAUAGAACAAAUAUAAAUACAUCAUGCAACAAUACUACCGAUCCAUUUCUGCCAACAUCAGUCAGGAAGGCUGAUGUAUGCCUUUCAGUUUUUACACUAAUAAAAUGCAAUUUCAGGAUGUCUGAAGUUCUUUAUGUACAGUUUUAGAUACAAAACAUAACAAAUUCAAGUAAAAAUAGACACUUAAGAUUAUACUACUUAAAACUCUAUGCAGGACACAUCCAUCCUUUGAUGCUACAGUCUCAGUCGUAUAAAAUAUUUAGGGAGCAGUUAUAUUUUUGACAGCUACUGCUGCACCGGGGUCUUGACAAUAAACUUAUUUUUACUAUAGUAGAAAUGAUGAGUGUGUGGUAAAUUGAUUCGUUUUCAGUCUACCAAGGGCCUCAAGUGUUUUGCUUUUUUUUCCCCUCCACUUGCUUUAUUUGGGGCAAUAAGGGCCAUCUUAUUACUACAAUCAGUUUUUUAUACCUAGCUUUAGUAAUCAUUAAAAUAGAAGAUAAGUAUUGAUUUUUUUUAACUUUUGUUUCUCAUUUCUUUGCUAUUUAAGAAUGUAUGCAAUGUAUAUAAGAACUUGAUGUGUACACAAAAUAAUUACCUCUAUCAAAUAUAUACUUUAUAAUUUAUUAUUGUUCUGCCCUCCUCCUGCCAUACAAAUAUAUAAGUGGCAUAUUUGUUAUAGCUCUGUUUUUUUUUUUUUUGACAGUAAUGAAUGGAUAUUAAAUACAUUAGGAAUUUAUACAGAUACAAAAAAAUAUUGUUAUUUAAGAGUAAUCAUAUUUUUGUUCCCGAAACUAACUACCUACCUCUUAGGUGAAAUUUUCUUGAAACAAAAAAAAAAAAAAAAACAUUUCAGGUUAAUCCAUUUUGUGUGAGUUUACAAACAUACUCGCUAACAUAGAGGGCGUUUGUCUCUCUAUAUGUGUCCAAGAGGUAUUUGGAUUACCUGAAAAAUGUAAUUCUUCAAGGCUAUGGUAGAAAAAUAACUAUUUUAAGAAAUAGGUUAAACAAAAUAAUACAUUAGUGAUAUAUAGUGCCAGUUAGUUUUUUCUGUUCUCAUGAACUCAGUUAUAAUCUGUGAACAAGUGCAAAAUAAUGCAUGUAUAUUUAAGUUUACUAAAUUGGUGCUUUAAUAAGUUACAGAAAAAUGGUACUACAUUUAACAUUUUUUCACAUUUAUUUUAAGGUGAUGCAGUUAACAGCAUGUAGGUUGACACAGAAGACAUUGAGGGGAUAUUUAUUUAAAAAAAAGUUUUGUUCUACAUAGACUGCUGGUUAUGAAGAGCUUAUUUGCCACUGAACUGUUACCUUUGUGCAAAAUGCUUCUUUUGUUUUUCUGUGAAACACACAUGCACUGGAGUCUAAACAUCUUGACUCCUCAUGGACAGCACUGCACUUUCUCGUAGAAUUUGUGUAGGCUUGUGAAGCUGAAAGCCUGAGUCAGUAAAAGUGAAGCCUCAGCACUAAAUACUUUGUUGAGAAGAUUUUGUCAGAAAGAGCUAGUUUUUCAAAUUGGUCUUCUUUCCUCCUCAUUAUAUAGAGGUUGUGUGUGUGUGUGUGUGUGUGUAUAUAUAUAUAUAUAUAUCUCUCUCUCUCUAUCUCUCUCUCUCUCUCUCUCUAUAUAUAUAUAUAUAUAUAUAUAUAUAUAUAUGAAUAAAUAAUUUAUAUACGCACACACAUAUAUGUUCAUUUUUUUAAAUGAAUCCUACAGUGCUAGGAUUUGGAUUUAUUUUAGUAUAGGGUUAUUUUUCAGUGGAUAUUUUUCUUUCACAUUUUGUUACGCAAAAUGUUUUAGAGAACAAAGAAAUAGUCAAUAUAGAACUAAGUUGGAAAGUCAGGUUGUUAAUUAAAUUGGAAAUAAUAUAAAAUUGUAGCAAUUUUCAAGAAAUUCAAAGGUAAUGGGUCCCCGAAAAGAGAUUUAGUUAUAACCCAAUUGUGCUGAGGAAAAGCUUCCCUUCGAUAAAGGAAAGCUGCUUGAUAUUCGCCAGAGAGAAAGUGAUGCUGCUAACAAUGCUAGUCCACUUUUAAAUCUACCUCUUCAAUGUCUAGACUCUGUCUCUUUUGAGCCUGACCUCUGUCGCACAGAUGCAAGAAAGGUCUAUGUGGUGCACACUUGUCAUCAAAAUGUAUUCUUUAAUAGUUUAAUAAAAUUGUUGAAAAAUUUUCUAUAUUAUGUUUUGAAAUGUGCCUUUUCAUAAAGCACAUAGAGAGUGGGAUUUAAGAAAUAGUUUAAUUUCCAAGAACUGAACAGUUUCUCACUUAAUGACUCUAAACUUUGUUUCCACCUGGAUUCUCGUUUAAAAAAAUACAUUACAUAGCAAAGCAUAUUUUAAACACUGGACCCAAAGAUAUUUGGUAAAUUCUUCUGAAGUUAAUAAAAUGCAUCAGUUGUAUGAUCUAAGAAGAUGAUUUAAAAUACAGUAGCAAUGUGUAGAUUAUAUUUUAGUGUGCAGUUGUAAAUAUAAGAAUGAAUACUAAUUAAAUAUGUGUAAAUAUUUUUAAUUUAUUUAAAUGCUCCUUAUUGCCACAGCAUUGGAUUUGUGGCAUAGCACAAGUAACAUGUCUGAAUUAAAAUGUAAAGGAUGGAAGUUUCUGCUAUUAAGUGGGUCCAUGUUGUUAUUUUAGGCAGAAGAAAGGUUGUAUGAUAAUCCAGUGUAUUUAAAAAGUAACCUUCAAGAAAGUGUCCAAGAGUAUUUCAAAAUAUACUAGUUCAGUUCCAUUGGUAGGCAUAGUUUUUUGGUUUGAUUAUUUGAAGAACAUACCUUUUUAUUAAACUAUAAAGAAACACAAUGAGAAGUCUGCUUGCCUCCAAUAGAAUUAUUUCUUGUUAAUAUGUCUAGAUUUGCUGUUUCUGUUAACUCUGUUGUUUAAUAUGCUUUUCCACAGAAAUGGAAGUAUAGUGGGAUUUAGAGGAAUGUGCUGCUUGUGUAAAAAUUGGGUUAGAAUUUGAAUGUUGCUGAAAAACUGUCCAGUGUAACAAAUUGGAGAAUUAUUUUUUGUAAGCAUGUCUGCCCACUGGAUAUUAGUAGUUAAAACGUGUACAGUAGUUACAUUGUCAUUUAUACAUUUUAAUAUAAAAUGUAUUAGUCCUUACAUGUUAUUGCUUUUACAAAAAAAAUAUUUAUGAAACAUAUUUUGAAAUGUGCAUUGCAACUCCAUGAUUGUAUGUGCUCUUAUUUCAUUUACCAGCUUUGUUAAUUUAUCCUUUUUCUUUAAAAUGAAAACUGAUUAAAGCUGCUAUAGAACCCAAAAACACAGUGGUAGUUUAGACAAUCUAUCACAAAAGGCCUAUAUAUUGUGUUCAAUUUUGUGCCUUCUUCUUGUGUAAUAAAUACCAUAUAAUAGGGUUUUUCAAAAACUUUUAAAAGCAGUUAGGUUGUUGCUUUUUUGAGGGGGAUGUGGGGUGUAGUAGUGAAGACGUCAAAGAAAGCCUUGGUUAUAGAUCUGUAAAGUGCAUGUGGAUUCUUCUAAUAAAUCCAUAGCAAUAAAAGAAGCUAUUUUUUGUAAGCCUUUUUAUGCCUGCUCACAACAUACAAAAGCCUGUAUGAAGUGUGAUGCCACUGCACAGAAAACACACAUAGGGUUAGGAAAACCUGCUGCUGCGGCUGAGUUUAGUUAAAGUAUGGAUGGAGGAUUUAAGGUUUUUUUUUUGUUUGUUUUGGUUUUUUUUUUCCUGUAACUACAGAUGGGUUGCCAGCUAUGCUGAAUUGUUUAAGUAAAAGUCACCCAAAUCUUGUAUAUUAAUUUUUUUUUAAAGUAUCCAUAGCUUUAUUUUUGUGUAAAUUAUGCCUUUGGGUUUCCAGUGACAUUUUAAGAAUCCUUAGGAAACUGGCUGAUGUAAACCAGUCCAGACUGAAGUUUUGACUGGAUACCAAAGCCUUUGUUGUGCAGAUGUAAUAUACAUUGCAGUAAUUCAUUUAUAUGUACAGCAAAAUUGAGAA